UUUUGGUUGGAAACGCGUGCUUUUCAUUUUUUUGCUCUGAAUAAUAAUCAGCUCUCUCUCAUCUUUGCCUUUUGCAUUUCGAAGGAAAGAAGAAGCAGAAGAAAUUAAUAAAGGCCGUGAACGCAAGUUUGCGCUUGUCUAACACUGAUACAAUUACAAUCUUCCACGUUUCUUUGUUUCGUAAAUAGCAAGGAACGUAGAAAUCUCAAACAAAACAGAAGAAUUUCAGAAACAGGAGUAUUACAAAAAGAAAUGGAUAGUUUGUGUCUGAAAACAGGGAUUCAUGCAAUAACGCCGCCGAUCUCGGUGGCCGGAGGAGGCCUCGAGGUCCGUACUAAUCCGUCUCAGGUGAGCGCGGUGGGGAAAUCAACGGCAACGACAACGACGAAGAAUACGACGCCGUUUUCGAGAUUCUCGUUCAAGUAUCCGUUGAAAUCGUUCUGGCCUGGAAGAGGAGGAGGAGGUGGAGGAGGACGAGGAGGAGAAGGUAGAUGCGGUGGAAUGGCGCUCGACGACGCCGUUUUGGUGGAGGACGUUGAGGAGAAGGUGAGCGAGGAUGAGAAGGUCGAGACUGGAAACUGGAUUUUGAAGAUUUUGCAUGUGAGGUCGCUAUGGAGGGAUGAGGAACAGGGGAAGAGUUGUGGUACGCUGCAGGAGGAGGAGAAUGCUGAUGAUGAUCGGAGAAAAGGAUCGGACGGUGGAGAUGAAGAUGACGGUGAGGGAUGUGAUGGUUGUAGAGUAGAAGAUGAUGACGAAAAAGAGGCUGAAUUUGAUAGAGAUUCGUUUUCGAGAUUGCUUCGGAAAGUGUCGUUAGCCGAGGCCAGAUUGUUCGCUCAAAUGUCCUAUUUGGGGAACUUGGCUUAUUGCAUUCCCAAAAUCCAGCCAGGAAACCUGCUAAGAUGUUACGGUCUGCGUUUCGUGACUUCGUCGAUAGACAAAAGGGAAUUGGCAGCAAAAACUGAGAAAAAUCAGGAGUUGGCUGAAAUUCAAGAACAACUAAGUGAUACAAAAGAAUCAGACACCAAGGAAGUGGAAACUCAGAAAAACAACGGUCAAUAUACAAAAGAAUCAGACACCAAGGAAGUGGAAACUCAGAAAAACAAUGGUCACCAAAUAAGCGCAUCGACGGCUUACCAGGUUGCUGCAUCUGCAGCUUCUUACCUGCAUUCUCAUACCACCAGCAUACUUCCCUUUAAAUCCUCAAAAAGCGAGGUUGGGGAAGAUUCGCGUGAAGAAAGCAGUGGUAGUAGGAUGACAAACUCAGAAAUGGUUUCGCUGAUGGCUACCACAGAUUCCGUUACCGCGGUAGUUGCCGCGAAGGAAGAAGUGAAGCAGGCUGUCGCAGACGAUUUGAAUUCGACGCAUUCUUCACCUUGUGAGUGGUUUGUGUGCGACGAUGAUCAGAGUGGCACAAGAUUUUUUGUCAUUCAGGGGUCCGAGACUCUUGCUUCCUGGCAAGCAAAUUUACUCUUUGAGCCAAUUCAGUUUGAGGGGCUUGAUGUGAUUGUGCAUAGAGGUAUUUACGAGGCUGCGAAAGGGAUGUAUGAACAGAUGCUGCCUGAAGUCCAAGCGCAUCUGAAAUCCCACGGAGACCGGGCGAGGUUCCGUUUCACUGGCCAUUCCCUUGGGGGAAGUUUAGCAUUACUAAUAAAUCUCAUGCUGCUGAUACGGAACGAGGCACCAGUUUCCUCCUUACUACCUGUGAUAACUUUUGGUGCACCAUCCGUCAUGUGCGGAGGCGAUAAUCUUCUUCGCAAGCUAGGAUUGCCGCGAAGUCAUGUUCAGGCAGUCACAAUGCACAGGGAUAUCGUCCCUAGAGCCUUCUCUUGCAAUUACCCUAAUCAUGUGGCGGAGUUUCUCAAGGCUGUCAAUGGGAACUUCAGGAAUCAUCCUUGUCUCAAUAGCCAGAAGCUGUUGUAUGCUCCAAUGGGGGACUUUUUGAUUCUACAGCCGGACGAGAAAUUCUCUCCGAGCCAUGAACUUCUUCCCUCAGGCAUUGGUCUAUACCUUCUAAGCCGUCCAUUAUCAGACCUCAAUGAUCAAGCAGAGAAGCAGCUCCGAGAUGCAAAGGCUGUGUUCCUAAACUCACCUCACCCGCUCGAGAUUCUACGAGACCGCUCUGCCUAUGGGUCGGGGGGAACCAUCCAACGAGAUCACGACAUGAACUCGUACUUGAAAUGCGUAAGAGGGUUCAUCCGCCAAGAGCUGAACCGCAUUAGGAAGGUCAAGAGAGAGCACCGAAGGAAGGUCUGGUGGCCUCUAGUGGCUCCGCACGGCGUCAACGCUGGCAUUGUCAUUGGGAGGCCUGUCUCCACGGGAAUGAGCAACGUGGGCCAGGAGCAGUUCAACUUCUCUGGCAUUGUCCAAAAUGGAAAAGAGUCGUUGAAGCGCUUCAGUAGGCUUGUGGCGUCUCAGCACAUGCACUUGUUUGUUGUGCUUUUGUUCCCAGCAAGGAUGUUGCUCUUGGGGACAAACAGCGUGAUUAGUUUUCAUUGACCAAGCCUUACUGGAUUUUUUAUGGCUGGCCAAAAAAGAAAAAAAGAGAGAAAAAAGCAAAAGGAAAGCAUAUAAUGUUUUUCUCCUUAAUUUAUUGGUGGGACGGUUGUCCAGGUGGAAAUUGGAAGGAUUUUGGCGGCAGGUUGGUUAAAUUGAUUCUUUAUUCAUUCUUUUCCAAUGUUAGAAGCAAUUAAAGAUUGAGAUACGACAGUCUAGAAGACUUAUUCUUGAGACGAAACGACACUUGAACAGCAAGAUAUAAAAAAGAUUCCCUCCUGUUGUAAAUUCACUGGAUUAUCGUGAUUAUCCAUCUCUAUCUCUCUCUCUCUCGGUUUGAUUUCCUGAGAGUGAUUAGUGUUUUAAGAUUUUGAGGAAUUGAUUUUUCUUUCCCCCUUUGCUUAACGAAAUGUGAAACGUCAUUAGGGCUUGAAAAUGGAGUCUUGAUUCUUGCGUGGGGACGUUGGACAGUGUUUGGCACAAAAUGGUGAUUUUGUGGACUAUAUUCGGUUGCUUUGUCAAAUAUCUUACUGUUUCUCUCCAAUAAUUGGGCAACUGA
Morus notabilis is the source of this 3052-nucleotide messenger RNA. RefSeq lists its product as uncharacterized. Gene Ontology annotation, molecular function: glycerophospholipid phospholipase A1 activity. The transcript has 6 exons. Bases 253 to 2496 code for a protein of 747 amino acids. Gene Ontology annotation, biological process: lipid metabolic process. Lineage: Eukaryota; Viridiplantae; Streptophyta; Magnoliopsida; Rosales; Moraceae. The record is from RefSeq and is a predicted model, not a curated record.